Molecule: messenger RNA, 2859 nt
Organism: Schizosaccharomyces octosporus yFS286
Lineage: Eukaryota; Fungi; Ascomycota; Schizosaccharomycetes; Schizosaccharomycetales; Schizosaccharomycetaceae
Product: rho-type GTPase activating protein Rga3
Exons: 1
Coding region: 1-2859 (952 amino acids)
Biological process (GO): signal transduction
Source: RefSeq, a predicted model, not a curated record
AUGGGGUUUAGAAAAAAUUUUCCGUUAGGAAAGAGUGGUAAUUAUUGUACUCGUUGCGAACGUGAGUUCCAGCGAAAAGAAACUCCGAUUUCGUUCGGAGGUAGACUUUGGCAUAACGGUUGUUUUACAUGUGCGAAAUGCUUGAAUAAUCUAGAACAGAGCAAUCAAUUGCUAAUUCAGACGUCCGACGGAAAGCCGGUUUGUAGUGAUUGCUCACACACCUGUACAGUUUGUCAAAAAGCGAUCCAGGACUAUGCUCUUAUGAAUGGGUUUGAUUCAUAUCAUCGGGACUGCUUUAGAUGCUCGAAUUGCAGAAAAGUUUUUAAUAACUCGGAAUUUGUGAAAGACGGUCGAACUGUAUAUUGUAGCGAUUGCAGCAGUCAAAACUCUUCUUUCAUGUCUCCUCCAAUGGAAAAUGCACCUUUACGUACUUUACGUACCACAAAAUCACCAAGUCAUGAGAAAGCAUCUUCGCAGGAUUCGAGCCACUCCUCGAACCCUGAAAUAGCAUCUCCCAAGUCAAAGUUUUAUGCUUCUGAAAACAGAUCUAAUGAGCGUGUAUUGCAUGCCAAUGGUGAAACUACACUACAAAUUAACCAAACCAUUCCUACGGAAUCAGCUUUUCAGUCUGUCGACUCUUUAUUUUCGCCCGAAAAGAAUAAAAGUUCAACCUCUUUCAAUAGCUUUGGAUCGCCUAAAAAAGACAAUGUUCAUUUGAAUGCUCCUUCUCCAUCCAGUUCCCCUCUCCAUAGAACGUCGGCAUACACGAAUGACCGGACUCUUACUCCCAAUAUCCCUUUAGACAGGAAAGCUCCCUCUCCUUUCAAAACCAUUUCCUCAUCUAACAAAAAGACUUCUACUGAUGACUUUUUAAAUGACUUUGGCUUUGCCCCACAUCAAAAGCAACAUUUCUUUACUGCACAUCUUAACAGAUCUCAGUCUAAUCAGAACAUUCAUUCUUUAUCUGAAAUAAACAGCAAUCCGCAUCAACCGUCGUUUUUAUCUCCCCAUAAUCAAUAUAGUGUUUCUCGAGCCGUGAGUCCAAAGUCGCAAGUUCACCGCAAGUCAUCCUCCCAACCGUCAAAUAUUUAUGGACUUCCCCAUUUCGUUUCCUCCCCCGAGACAAUCUCCUCAGGUAAUGGUGAACGUGGUAAUUCUCAUGGGUCUCUUCAUGUACAUUCUGGCUCAUCACUGCCCACUCUCGUUUCCCCUUCUAAUCCUCCAUUUGAGACGAAAGUGUCCGAGAGUAAUAGUAACACUCCUUCUUCUGAUUCUUCUAGUUUUUUUGAAAGCUACAAGAUAGAUAUGGAAGCGCUGAAACUACAAAUAAACAAACUCACACACUUAACGGAAUCUAUAUCGUCAAGAUCUAUUGCUUCUGGAUCGGAAAGUUCAUUGAAUUUGACUGAAAAGAAGGACGCGUUACGUACACAGAAGCUGGAAGUUUGUGAAAAGUUCUUUUCUUUUGCUGACGUUGCCGAUGAUCCUAUUUUGAAAGAUCCUCUCCAUCAGAGCUUAGUAGCUGCGGCUAAUGCUUAUAUGAAAAUGCUACGCGAUAAUUUCUCACAAGAACUUUCUAAUUUGCUGGAACGACGAAAUGAGCUCCUUCAGGAUUAUUCUAAUGCACAAAAAUUACUUAGCGAGUCAUUAGAAGCCUCAGUUCACUUGAAUGCUAAAAAUCUGGAACUAGCUGAUUUAAAUAAUAGCCUGGCUAAACAAAUACAGCAAAAACGAGAGUUACCACAAGGAGCACCGCAAGCUUCGUCCGGGCCGAACAACUUGUUCUUAGACACAAAAUCGUUAAAGCCGCAUUCCUCUGAUUCCGGAAUCAGUAAUCCGGAUUCCUACCAGCCGUCGACGUCUCCUUUACAAGCCAGUUUUAACAAGCUUGAAUUACGUGGGCUGAAGUUGCUGAACUCUGGGAAAGCCAGCAAUCGAAAAAGUCAUUUCAAGUCAUUUCAUGCGAAAUCCAAAUCUGCUGAUCCCGUAAUCGUAAACGAAACGCCAGUAUGUCAACAUGUCUUCCAGGUUAAUGCUAUAUUCAAGCCGUCUCGUUGUUUUAUUUGUUCGGAGACGAUAUGGGGAUCAGAAGUGCGCUGUAUGAAAUGUUCUGUUGCUUGUCAUUCACGUUGUGUAAAGAAGUUAUAUUCGGGAAACGAAGAGUUAAAGUUUUUUUCGGACGAAGAGACCGAUAAUAAUAACAAUAAUAGUAAUGCUAACGUCCCGGAGAUGCCGAGCAGACUACCUCCUCCGGAACCUUCUCCUUUGAUGUUUGGUAGACCUUUAGAGGUUCAAGCAAAGAUUGAUAAGCAAUCUGUUCCUAAAGUUGUUCAGAUAUGUGCAGAGUGUGUCGAUGCUCAUGGGCUACAUAUCGAGGGUAUAUACCGUAUUUCCGGAAGCGCUUCCCAAGUUCGUGCAUUUAUUGAUAUGUUUGAACAGAACAGCAUACAAGUGGAACGUUUAGCUUCUGACAUAACUGCUUGUACUUCCGUGCUAAAAACGUAUUUACACAAACUUCCAAUUCCAAUAAUCCCAGAUGAACAAUACCGGAAGCUAUUGAAAGCUGAGGAGCUUGAUGACGGUUUUGCGAAGGAAGAAAUGUUUCGAAUGGUUCUACAAGAACUUCCUGUCGAACAUAUCAGCAUUUUCAACUAUUUACUUCAACAUCUUUUGCGUGUCGCUGACAAUGCUGAUAAGAAUCUAAUGACUAGGAAAAACCUUGCUACCGUAUUCGCUCCAACUCUCAUGAGAGAGACAGACAUGCAUCUUAAUUUGAAAAAUGUUAAUAAACGAAGUGCUAUACUACAGUACAUACUGGAAAGUUAUGAAACGCUUUUUACUGACACUUAUGUUGCGUGA